Xyrichtys novacula (pearly razorfish) is the source of this 18761-nucleotide messenger RNA. Lineage: Eukaryota; Metazoa; Chordata; Actinopteri; Labriformes; Labridae. The record is from the annotation of a GenBank genome assembly.
CUUUUCUUUUUUAUGGGCAGAGUUACAGUCCAGUGAAAGGACUAGACAGCUGAGAGGAGCAGACUCAUGUUUACUCUGUGGAUUUAGAUCAUAGGAGAAAACUGAACUAAGAUCAGAAAACAGACCGGAUUAAAACAGUCUGUGAUCGUCUCUGUGACCUUUGUGACCUCUAAUGAGCUAUGGAUCCUUAUAAGAACCAGAGAGACUCCAGGAGGAACAACAACACCUAUCCGCAGGACACGUCAGGUGUAUAUGGAAAUAAAGACAGUGGUACACCUGAAACUCCUGACAGAAAUCAGCCUGACAACCUGCAACAGCAGCGGCAACAGGCUGACAGACAGCCUCAAUAGUAAGUCAUCUUCAAUAUAUUUAAAUCAACAGCUAAAUGAGAUCUGAAACAUUAUAUAUGAGGUAAACAGGCUCCGUUUAUUAUGUGUCUAUUUUUAGAUUAAAAAAGAAUAAAUACGAGUAAAGCUUUUCCAACCAGCCGGAAAAUAAAUGUUUAUUGUUUAUUUUGUAAGAUAUCAGAGGCAUUUUAGAUAUGUACUUUCGGUUUCGUUUCUCCUCAGUCGAGAAAGUAAUGGUGCAUUCACUGUUCCCCGGAAAUCCCAAUUACUAAUGUGAGAAAAGACUAAGAACUUUACAGUGAAGCGUAAAAAGAUCAAAUUAGUUACGUGUGAAGUUUAUUUGAUUAAAAUGACAAUUAGGGAUUGAUCAGGAAGUAUUUUGACACGUUUGCCUCAUAAAUAGCUUUUUGACAAGCUUUUUAAUGAGAUGUAGUCUAAUUAAGCAAUUUUAAACUUUUCACAAACUGAGCAGCUCAUAUUUAUCUGUUUGUUCAUCACAAAGAGCCUCACAUUCUGUUCUAGUCUCAGUACUUGAAUCAAAACUGAAAGUGAAAAAGUUCUGCAUAUAUCAUCAUUAAAAAUCAGUUUCUGUUUCCUUCUCAGCUCAGGUGGAUUCACCGUCAUCCCACCAAACGAAUCUCGCCGGAGCAAGAUAACAAUGAGUGAGCUGACAGACAACUAUUUUUAAUGCUUCCUUAAUUGUUAUUUAAUCUCUUAAUUUGUAGAAUUUUGUUCCUGAUGUGAAAACCUUCUUUCUCCUCAGUGGCUCAGAAAGAAGAGCAGGAACUCCAGAAAUGGAAAGAAGCGAACAGACCGUCCUCUGUGCGCCUGAAUCCAGAAAAGCUGGGUAAACCAUUGCAUUUAUAACACAUUACAAACUAAUAUACUUUGCACAUGCUUACUCUCUGAUGUAUAAUCUGUUCUUUUAAUUCAUUAAGGCGGUAAUGUGUCGUUGGCUGAAGCCAGAGAGAAGCAGCUCACAGAAUUACGAUGCUCCAAACUGCAGAAGAAGGUAUUUCUCAUACAUUGGUAAAGUCAUGGGCAAACUGAUAGUAAAGAGUGAAUAUGCUUUGUUUUAGAUGCAUUAAAUGAGGUUUCUGGCCAUUUUUCUUCCUGUCGUGACAUAAUAACAAAGAUUCACUUUGUGUAUACUGUUUGAAGCUGAAAAAGGAGGAGAUGGACAGGAGGAAGAGACAAGAAGAGGAGGAGGAAUUGCAGAGGAUGAAGGCUGUACAAAGACAGAAGGUGAGAGCAAAACAAGAAAAUGCACUUUUUACACUGUUUACUAUAUUUAUACUGUAAAGGAAACACCAUUUUUUGAUCUGUUAAAAAGAUGUUACAAUUAACCCAAUUUGACAUCUAUCAAACUCCUAUCUACCUCAACACUUUGAAUCUGUUCUCAUAAGUCAGUCAGCGCAGUGAUUUUUUUGUGACAAACCCCAGAGUUCAACAUAUGAAAUGUGCUGAAGUCAGACAGAAAAAGAAGGAAAGUUGUCUUUUUUUCCUUGUAAAGAGAUCAUUUACUAAGAACAUGGCAUGUGCGGUCAGAGCUCACUUGAAAAUGUCAUAUUUGCCUCCUCUAUGAUGGAUCUCUGUGGAUGUUCUUGUUGAAUUUUGGUGCAAGCAGACUCCAGAAAACGCACCAAAAACAAUGAGUGUAGAAAUGUAAAUUACAAACUGCUUCUUGAUGGAGGAGUCUGAAAUCUGCUGCAGCAGUGAUGAGAUUUAAUAACCAAGACUGACAAAUGGAAAUCAUGAGAAACAGUCUGAUCAUUUCUUGAAGUAUUCACUCAGACUCCACAUAAUCAGUUUGACUGGCUCUCUUUUAUAUGACCCAGCACAGCAGCCUUUUCUUUACAUCUGGUGUCUUUAAGUUUAUUGAUAACAUAUAACCUCUUUGUAUAAAACAUUUACAUAGAAAAUAUGCAGUAAAAGGUAAGGGAACGUGUUAACAGAUACCCUAGAAACACUGAUAGAUACAGAAAUUCUUAAUAAAAUUAGGCAUUUAGGAAGCUUGUAAAUAUUUACUAUUCGCUCCUUACCCCCUCGUAUGCUGCAUAUAACGUGGGUGAUCAUAGAUAGACAGACAGAGACACUGCAGGUUAGUUUUCUUUUAAAAUAGGUCAGUGAUUGAGAACAUUGUCUUAUGUAAACCUUCUCAGACCGCUGUGUGAAAAGUUAAGCUGCUGGUUGCUUUUGCUCUUAGUUUUAGAUUGUUUUUUUAGAUCCACAGAUGAACAGUCAAAACAUGAGUCGCAUUAUUUGGGGUCCUGCCAAUGAGAUUUUCCAGAAACUAGACAUAGAAGACAAAGAAAAAGCAGGAAGUAGGCAGGAAAUGGUGCUGCUAAAAGAGCAGAAAUGCUCCUCUGUUCACCAUGAUGACUCCCUUGGUCGUCAUUCACACUGAUGCAUCACUUCAUUGUUUUGAAAGGCACUCAGAACAAAGUUGAAGGCAGUUAGCAGUGUUAAGCAUGGAUGCAGAUGAUGUAAAGGGUUUAAAGUAGUUGUAAUUGGUUAUCUGUGCAGCUCCAUGCAGCAGAGAUGAGAUUUUGACAGCAUGAAUCUGCAAAACCUUUUGUGUUUCUGUCUUUGAAUAUAAUUUGUGUAAUCUGCUUUGUGAAUUAGACCCUGACACUGAGCAGUAGCAUGGUAAAUGAGGCAGAAUUUUUGCUGCUUUUAGGGACACUUUAAUGUUUCUGAUAGAAAGAUUAUGCAGCACAGAGAAAUGAAAUGCAUAUAAAAAGUGGUCCAGUUUUGCAGUAAAGGAAAAGAUUGAAAAGAAAAGAUUUUCCAAUACAAAAAUAAAAUAUAUCUUUCCAAUGUAAAAAUAUGUAGACUGCACUUUUGGUAUUUAUUCAGUGUGAAAAAGAUGCUUUCCCCUCUCCCUUUCAUCGCAGUACUUCGUCUUGCCUCUAGAUGUCAGUGUAGACAAGCCCCAGUGGAUUUUCUCAGCUCUUUCUGGUUGUCUUCUUGUUGGAGUCCUCCCUCUCUCACACAGACCACCAUGAGAAGCACCUGAUUCAUGUUCUGGUAGUUUCCAUCAGCUGCAGACAGACAGACAGACAGACAGACAGACAGACAGACAGACAGACAGACAGAGCCUCACUCUGCUCUCAGACAUGCUCUCCUCUUUGCCUCUCCUCGCCCGUCUGAUGCUCUAAUAGCGGUUCACGGUCUGCUGCAGUUAUGUGGAGGGGUGAAUCACUUUUGGAGACCAAAGCGGUCUUCCACAGACCUUUUCCUGUUGCACCCUGACCUCUACGAAGCCAAAGGAAUGUUCUGGUAAUCCAGGAAAGACACAGAUGCAUGUGAAGCAGACCUUUCCUCGCCUAUAGACGUGACUUAACACGGCGCUGGUAGAGACAUGGGUCAUAGCCUGGCCUGACCCACUUUGGUUUGGGAUGUAGGGGCUGUUGAAGGCCGAGUGGAGAAUUAUUAAGUGUUUAAACCACAGAAACAGAGUCAGCUUCAGCUCCUGCUCCAUGGCCUCCAUAUUUUUCUCAUGGAUGUUUCCGGUUUUACAGUAAAAAACACUGUAACUGACCACAUGGUUGACCUGCACAUGACUCUGCAGCCAGAAUACAGUCUAAAAAUGAGAGUGAGGCCCAGACUGUUAACUUUAGCAAGAGAGAGGCUGAAAGUGGAGUGGGCAGAGAGGGAUUUCCAUCUGUUGGAAAAUCAGAUUUUACCGUGUGAGCCAUACAAAUGUCAUCAAAACAUCACAAACAGUCCGUACAAUGAAACAGAGGGUGAUUCCUAUAGAUGCUGAAACAACAUUUGGGUCCAAAUUUAUCUUUAUGUUUUCAUGCAUAUACUCUUAUAUGGACAUGUUCCAUCGUCAUUUCCUCAGUUUUUGGUGCCCUUAGUUGAGGUCUCUGAUGGCGUUGCAGUUUGAGCACUCCACUUAUGAGAUGAUGUAGUCCUGGGCGCAGUGGUUGCUUGUUCAGUUUCUGGCUGCAACCCUUUGCUAUGUCUUUUAUUGGAAGUCCUUUGACCUUAAACUGUCUGUUUUCAACGUCACCGAGCCUGAGCCUGUGUGAUCUCUGUACUUGUAUGUCUUUUAUGGUCCUUUUAUCACUUUUAUUUCUGUUAUGCUUUUGUGUUUUUAUUUCAUUUAUUUUAAUGUUUUUUUUGCCUGCUUUUAUUUAUUUCAUCUUGAUGUUUUCUGCAGUGUCUGUUCUUUUAAUUUUAUUGUGCAGCACUUAAGUAAACUCGAAUGUUUUUUAAAGUGUGCUAUAUAAAUAAAGCGGAUGGGACUGGAUUGGAUUGGUUACUCAACCUGGCUGUAUCACCAUGGUAACUCACUCCAGACUCAUCACUUUGUCAGGACUGGGUUCAAUUCCAAGUUAGAGCUCAUAAUUGUUAAUCAGGCGCCGUCGUUUCAUGAGUUUACGUCUGCUAAUAACCCCUCCCCCUGACUUUACAUAUCAUCAGCUGAUGUAGUUAAAGAAGUUUUGGAGCUGUAAUAUUUUUAACGACAGAACGCAGACGCCCACUUAGAGAUAAAUAUGACUGAUGCAUGUUGGAAGAAGAGGUUGUUGAGUUUCUUGCAUAUAGCUGUGAGCUGCAGAGUGACUGCCGUCAAUAGUGCAUGUCGGUAAAAACAUGUUGCUGUGUCGUCAGCGUGUCCUGAUGUGGCCGUGUGCUGCAGAGUGACGUCUCUCUGUUGUGUGUUGCAGGCGGAGCUGCUGGAGGAAAAGAGGCGACAGGAGGAUCAGAUGAGGAGGGAGCAGUACAAGCAGGAUCACCUCAGGUCAGACCGGGAUCAGGUUCGCUUGGGUCUCCGCACUGUCUCUGUGUGGUAUUGUGUUGUUUUCUGUGAUGUGUUGUGUUCCUUCUUGUUCUGCCAUGAAUCUCAGUCACAGAUGUUGCAUCAGAUGACACAAUCUCCUCUGCUGACCUGUAAUUAUCACCAGAGAUUGAGCUGUUGGCAGAGGAAGCAAUAACAGAUAACUAUAGUAAAUAAAUAUACACAGGGCAGUUAUGCACUCCUGCUGUAAUUCACUCAUUUAAGCCAUCUAUACAACUCCUACACUCUGAAAAGGUAAACAGGUCAUCCAGAGGUCAACCUGUCCUGUGUAUAAGAAGUGAAAGAAGAUCCUGGACUCAAAAAUAAAGUGUCCGAAAUCUGGAUCAGGAGGCAACUAUACAGGGUGCAAAGAGGUCUGAAUAUUUGGAGGUGUGGAAGCAAGUUGUAAUUAACAUUUUCUAAUGAAUUAAGACCAUAACCUCCAGAUUUAUGUUUCUUUGUUAUAGCAUGACUCCCAAAUCAUAGAUUUUUGUCCCAGUAAGAGUAAAAUGAGUGAUUCAAGUUGGAUAUGGUUUAAGUUGCAGCUGUUUGCACUACAAGUGAGGUCAACAAAAGAGUAAAACAAUCUAUAUUCAGUCUCUUAUAUGGUCCAAUAUGGUCACUUCUUGUUCCAAAAUCCAAAACAGCAACGGCCCUAAAUGUCCAAAUCAUGGAGUAAAGAAAGAGAUUUAUGUAUCAUGAGAGGUGUCACCUGGUUUUUGGAGCCAGAAGUGACUGAAUUUGAAGGUUGAGGUUAGAGAGGAAGAAGGAGGAGGGAGACAUCUAUGACUCUAUGUAUCUGUGAUGUUAUUUUCAUGCUGCAGCUACCCCUCUUCAGAAACUAAGCUGAUGUUGAAGUGCUUAAACCUGCAGAUCCCUGAGUGUCCAUAUAAAAUAAAACACAUUUAAAGCUUGGUUGAAAAAAACUCUUGGUCUGAAUAGUUCAGGGUUCCCUUAGCAACCAGGAAGUAAUUGUUUUUGUAAUGCUGUCAUAUUAAAGUAGCUAAGGUUGCAGGAUCAGUGAAUCAGAGGUGCGGCCGACUUGACUGACAGGCAGGCACACUGUGACCAUUAGAGAGGAGGCUCAAGGUCCACCUCUGGUAGAUAGGCCAAACGUUAGGUUGAGUCAGCAUGACCAAUAUGGCGACUGCUGCUGGUGGGGAGAAAACUGAUCUCCGACCACAUUAUGUGGGUCUGUUAGUCUGACCAUGAGAAGUAUGAAUUAAUGCGAUUUCAGUCAGACUGGUCUUGAGAUUAAGACCAAGACCAGACCAACUAAAAAAGACAGUUUUAUUCUUGUGAAUUUUAAAGAGCAGCCUGGAGACCCCACACCAAGCCUGAGUGUUACGGCAGCAUUACAUGUGAAAAACAGAGAAUUACAACCUCAGAGGACAUUAUGAUUCAUUGUUUUGACUAAUGAAUCAACUCUGACAUGCAAAAUCAGUGGAGUGCUCCCUCAGAGUGGUGGUUUGGGUUAUUAUUUUUAAUUUGUAAAAACAAUAAUGAUUUAAAGAGUGUGCUGUCUGCAGUAGGUUUCAUGCCGUAUUAUCCAGCGGAGAACCAGACCGCUUUAAAUCAAUUACUCAGACAGCCAAGAUGUUAUUGGAAUAUUAUACACGGUCUGCGCUGAGGGGAAACUGCUUGUCAAGUAGCAUCUCUGGCCUCCUGACAAGAGAAACAAAAAGAAGAGACAGCAGACCAACGUAUGAACCUGCAGGAACAAAGGCGAUAUUUAGAGAUGGAGGGAGACAGAGCGCAGAGAGGCGUCACAGGCGGACAAACAAACUCCGUCAACCUUGUACUGUCAGGAUCCCAGGCAUGUGGAGUGUCUGUGGAGUAAAUGAAUCCUCCUCUCAUACCUUAUCAUUACUCUCUGUUUGUCUUUUUGCAAUGCGAGGAUGUUGAGUGUGUUUUUCCUGCAGGGCGAAUAAGACUUUUCUGCAGAGGUUUGAGAGGACGGCCCCAGGUCCUUUGGCAUCCAGCAGUGCCACACACACGUCAUCCAGGGUAAGCCAGCGACCACAUAAUGUGUGUGCGCCCGUGCUUGUAUGUGCUUUCACAUGUUGUGUUUGUAUACACGGCUCUGUGUGCAUCAGCUCCGGGGUUCAGUGUUGAGCCUAAAAUCUGUGGCUGGAGCUCUGCAGUCAGGAGAUCUGCCUUUGUGAGCUGUUUUCUGACUAAACACUCUCAGGGUGUUUCAUCCUCUGGUGUUAAGGGUGUCCCUGAUUAGCUGGGUGGGUUACAGAACUAGAUAACCCCCUCUGACAUCCUCCCUUAUCAAAGUCAGAGCACACAGCAGUCCAGCGAGCUCACAGCUGAGGAUCAUGUCCUGUAGUUUUCCUCUCAGUGUCUGCGUCCGCCUCUUUCUCUCUCUCUCUCUUUUGUUUUCUCUGCCUCCUUUUUUCUCUCUUCCUCUCCUCCCUGCUUGUUGUUGGUUUUCAUGGGAGGGAUUGAGCGGCAAGCGGAGUUCAAGGGACUUCCCAGAGUUCACAUGGAGCAGAGACGGAGACACAACAUGAAAUGGCUGUAAGAAGUCUGCAGAGAAACAGAACGGAGCAGGAAUGACCUGCUCGAGUAAAAGUACCUGGAGGAAACCCAAAUCUGAAUCUGACCAGUCUUGUGCCUUGUUGUUAAUACUUGGAAACCCAAAUCCACCAGGACGCUUUUACUAUGUAAUUUAGGGUCUAAUGUAAAUAUGGUGAACAUCUGCAAGUUUUAGGACUCAGUUUUGAUCCAGAUUCUUCCAAUAUCUUAGUGUGGGUUUCUGAAACUUAACUGAUUAUAGGUGCGGAUGAAUCAUGGGUAUUUAUAACAAAAAUAACCCAGUAAAGUUUUUGAAUACAUGAUUUAAUGUGUUACAUGACAGGCUGGGUCAGACCAUAGACCGUAUAUACUAUGGACAACUUGGUUCCGCCUUCCGCCAGUAUAUGGAUUUGAAGCCAAGAAGCUCUCGGUAAUUCUGCGUUUUCUCUCCAUUUCCUGAAAUCAACAUUGCGCAGUAGCGUUGUACACAUUCAGCGGGAGAGUCACCAAGAGUCCCUGUGAUGAUGCUCAGCUCAAACAGCGUAUCACCCGGGUGAGCUAUGCAAUCCUUGUCCGCCCAUAGGCUGUAUCAAGUGUGAAUCAUAGAAAACAUGAACUCCCUAAUAACUUUUAAAAAUGGAGCUGUAAAGAAAAGGAGGACUUGGGCACAAACCAGUCUUACAGUACCUACAUGUCAACAUCACAACCAGGGGUGAAGGGGGGAUGAUGUUUUGUAUAUCAAAUUUCUAAAGUUUGUCCACAGCUCCAUAAGCUUUGCUGGAGGAGGCAGGAUUUAUGACCUAUACUGCAGCCCGUCACCAGAGGGUGCUGUUCUCAGAGUGGCUUCACCCAGCGAGGAGGCAGACAGCGUCCAUUCUAUAUACAGUCUAUGGGUCAGACUUAAUGUUAUCCAAGUAUUAAAAUUUUUGAUUAACAGUGCCCACAUCUGCUUUAAUCAUCCAUCCAUCCAUCUUAUCCUGUUGGGGUCAUGGGGGGGCUGAAGUCUAUCCCAGCAUCUUGGGGCGACGGCAGGGGACACCCUGGACAAGUCGCCAGUCCAUCGCAGGGCUGACAUGUCGAGACAAACAACCGCUGCUUUAAUCAUCAAGCACUUAAGAAACCCCAAGAAUUUAAAAAUAGAAACACCUUUUGAGAAAAGAGAGAUUGUACAAGGUGAUUUUAAUCUUUUCCUGUGGUGACAUCACAACAGGAGUGACUUGCAUAGGCACACAGGCAAAGCCUUUCCUCUCUCUGCUGCGCUGUUGUGGUUUUACUUUGGUAUUGCAGAGUCAUGAUGCCAAAGGUUAGAGCCAGACAAGCCAAAAAAGGUCUAAACUUUGUCCCAGCACUGGAGGAUUUAAGAAAACAAAGGUUGGUUUUUAUUUUUUAUCAUCGUAUGCCAGCAACAGUUCAUGCUAAUUUGGCUUUUUGGGCCAACCGCUUAACUUUGCACUGAUUGAACAGCUCUACCUGCACAGUGGUCAGCUUCUUUUGUGUCAGCAUGAUGUCCUACAGGUCACAUGACUGACCUGAUAUGCAGAUCACAAUUUAGAGUCAGGCUUCCUCAGUUAUGUCUCUUUUUUUUUGGUAAAUAGUGCCUUUAAUCUAAAAUCCAUGCCUGCUUUAACUCUGAGGCCUCAAACUCUCAGAGCUCACAUUUAUUCUUAGCUCAGGAAAUGUACAUUAUGAGAAGGUGAUGACAGCUCCUGUCAGACGCUCUGAUAAUAAAGUCUGCCCGCCGCGUGUCUGUCAGUGAUGUUACACCAGAGAAGAAGAAAGUGUGCAGGAAACCAUAUUGUGCAGCGAGCGUAUCAUGUGGUGACUGACAGCAGUGUUAAAUCUGCACACACAGCUCCCUGAGCGGACGGAGGAAAUGUUUUCUUUCUGGUUCUUUUCUCAUUGUUGUGUUUCUCUCCUCUUUCUCUCACUCUCCUUCUCUUUUUCUCACACAGACCUGACGCAAAUCUUUCAGCGGGCGAGCUGGUGGUAGAGAAAGAGAGGGAGGUCAGGGGUCAAGCUGUGGUGUGGAGAGGCAGUCAGUUACAGUAAUAAAGAGCUCUCUGUGUUUUAUGGAGUCACACACACACACACACACACACACACACACACACACUGACAGUGAGAGCAGACGGCUGAAUGGAUGACACAGCUCAGAGGAUGAUACCAGGGUUACAGAGAAACAAAGACUCACCUCUUCCUGCUCUCUCAUCUCCUCUCUUUGUCCUCUCUCAUCUCUUACCUCAUCUCUGGUUCUCGUCCAUCAUUUCCCCUCCUUUACUUUUCAUCCUUCUCCUUUUUUUUCACUUCCUUUUCACUCACUCCAAUCUUUUUUUUUCCUCCCACCCCCUACCUCCAUCUACCUUGUCUCUCUCCACACUUCUUGUUUAUCUCUCAUAUCUUCUGUUCAUCUUCUGACGUUCCCAUUCCUUUCUUAUUUCAUUUUCUUAUUUCCAGUCUUUAAUGUCCAGUUGUUCAAAAGUGAGCUGAUUGAAUUUAAGGUAUCAGAUUGGAUCAGAUUUUGAAAACCAGAUGUUGACAAGUAGAUUUCAAGAUAAGAUGAUUUUGUUUAACAUUUCAUGUUUUUUGUACUCAGAGAGGAAAGUAUAACAGGGUUGACUUUCUUGAACAUCUGAAUUUUUUUUUUUUGGCAAAUCAGGACGGACUCCACCUGAGGCACUUGUUAGGAAUGGAGAAAAUCUCUCUUUAUGUUUGUUAUUCAGUGUUUCUUUUACCUUCAGCUCUUAAAGGGGAUGUGAAAGCCAUCUCACACACAAAAUCUCUUAUCCAUAAUCUGUUCUAAUAAUCUAGAUUUGGUAAUCUGUCAAAAGUCAAUAUGGUUAAUCCCAAAGUCUGAUGGAUCACCUGAUCCUAAAGAGAGAGAGAUGAUUUUUAAAUCCAGGUCAUUAUUAGAUCAAACAUUUGUAUGAACCCGGUCUUUGGUCUUCUCUGCUCUUGUUUCUUUUUGCCAUUCUUCUACUUCAGAUUGUACUUGUCCGUUGCUUUCUUUUACUUUUUUUACACUCUUUUCAUCCCUUUUUUUAAUCUCUAUUUUUUAUAUCCUUGUCCCUCUUAUCUGACCUGUUUCCUUAUCUUUACACAUCCCUGUUCUUCUUUCACGUUUCCUUUUCCCCCUCCUUACCCUUGCCUCUCUCCUUCUUUGCCUUUUCUUUUCAUCCCUUUCUUAUCUCUCCUCUCUCAUCUUGCCCUCAUCAUUUCACUUGAAUUUUCCUUUCACCUACUUUUUUAAUCUCUUAUCUCUUUCCUCCUUUCUUCUCUCUCCCGUAGCCCUCUUUUUUCUAUCUUUUCUCAUUUUGCCUUAUCUUUUUCAUCCAUUUUUUUUACCAGUUUUUCCUUUUAUCCCAUUUCAUUCCCUUCCCUUCUCUGUCCACCUUUUUUCUCCUUUAUUUUCUUUUACUUUACCACCAAAGGCCUUAUAAAUUUCCUGCUCUCUUUCCUCCCACCCUCUCCUUUUCUUUCCCCUCUCUCUCUCUCUUUCUCUCUCAGAUGGUCGUCACAGAUUAGCCGAUGAAAGCGUUUGCAGCCGCUGAGCAGCAAAAGUCAAACUUCUUGAUGUGGUUUUGAGUGGGACCCUGGGAUCUGUUGUACUUUCAGACACUGCUCCAUAAGAUGGAUUGAUCCCUCCUUCACAUCCUCUGUUUGUGUGUGUGUGUGUGGUGUGAACACUUAUGUGUGUGUCUGAGUGGGAGACUUAAUGCUGAGCUUUGAUGGCACUCACACAGGUGGGCUGUGUGUUUAGGAUGGAUGUAGAAAAACCACCUCGCUGACCCCUCAGCUCUCGUGGGAAAGGGUAAAAAAGUGCAGAUGUGUUGGAUAACUUUCUUCAGACUAGAUUACAGUUAGUUCACUUCACGCUGAGCAACACCGGUUGAGUAGAGACUGCCAACAUGUAUCAGCUGUACCUUUUUCCUACAGAUCUGAUAGUCUUAUUUCCAAGUUCAGUUAUUUGAUCUUAAAAAGUGGAGCUGUGGCAACAUGAUUGACAGCUCUGUUGACCAAUAAGGAGAGUGGGAGGAGAAGAGGAAAUGUAGCUAACUCUAACAUAUUGUCAUUGAGUCGUGAAACGUUUGUAAAUCUGUGUGUAGAGUUACAUUUGGAGACUUAUACCAUAACAGACUGAGUUCCAGCGUGGGCUUCAUUACAAGUCAGCUCCAGUGGUGUUUGGUGGGUCAGUGAAUUAAUUAGCCCUCCACAUUAGCACUUGUAACGAACCCUGAGGUGCCCCAGUCUGUGAGUAUGGAUGACAGUCUGUGAGUCUAUAAAGUGCAAAGCCUGUUGUGCAGGAUGAAGCCGUCGUGUGUCUCACCAAUGUCUUAAGUAGCACACACUUAAAAUGUGUCUAUUCAAAACUUUUUUGUGAUUCGCUGUUUGAUCACAAGUGUGGCAUCAGUCUUGCAAUGUUACUAUUAAGAUCACUUCUGCGUGUUGUCAGUUACCUGACAGUGCAUCCAUGAACUGUUGUGCUAUCUGACUCUGAGGAGAGAGGAAAGAAGGAGAGGUGGAGGGGAGAGGAAAGAUUAGAAAAAAGAAGAAAAGGGGGUCGAGGAAAGAGAGCAGGAAAUUUAAAAGGCCUUUGGUGGUAAAGUAAAAGAAAAUAAAGGAGAAAAAGGCAGACAGAGCACUUUUUUAACCCGGCUUUUCACUGACUGCCAAUUCUUAAUGUUUCUUUUAUGUCAUUUUAUAAAUUUUCUCCGUUCAUAGUCUCUUUAUUCCAGCCAUAGAGGUUUUAACUUCUUUUACCCCUUUUACAUGGUAAAGAGCUCUUACUUAUCUGUUCAUUUAAUAUAAUUUUCUUGUUUUCUUCCAUCAGGUUUUACUCUUUCUUUUUACCAUUUUCUUUUUAUCUCCAGUGUUUCCCAAAGGUAGCUCUUUCCUCAUGUAAUAUCUGGGUGUCAGGCCAUGUCUCUUUAACAUUAUCUUAAAUUCUCACUCUGUGUGCGCUUGUGUGUGUGUGAGUCCAUGGGUGGGUGUGUGAGUGGGAGGGUCAAGUUUUAUUGUUGUUUAAUUGUUGUUUUUAGCCUCUUUGAACUACAUUGUUUUGUCUGAAAAGUGCCAUACAAACAAAUAAAUAAGUAAAAUUAUCCGUCAUAUUUCAAACAGUCAGCUUACAGUCCAAUCACAGAGAUGCACAAAAACUAUACGCCCUGAUUCCUGCACAGCAUGAAUUUUAUGGAUCAGUUGUAUGACCGCUCCAGAUUUUGAUAAUGAUGUUUAGUAAUGCUUAAAGAGACUUCUUGACUUUCUUCUCAGUUCUCAUUGGCACAAUUCUUGAAAAGAUCUUCUCCUUUCUAAGUGUGGCUUUCCUCUUUUUUAACAGAGUGAGUCCAAGGAGGGUUUCAAGAAGAAAGAGCCAAAAAGUGAGAGAGAUGUUCUGCAACAGCAUAAAAGGUACAUGCAUCAUAUUUUUUUUAUCAACUCAAUCAAACUGUCAUCCUAAAUUUGUGAUAAGAAAAAAAAAACUAGAUAUUUGAUUCUCUCCUCGAUAAAAACAAAUUUAAUACAUGUCAGCAGAAAGAGAUUUAACAUGAUUAAUCUUUUGUUUUGUUCAUUUUUUUGGAAUAAAACCAGUAUAGACCGGCCAGCUCGAUGAAUACUGAGUGUGCAGUUCACUGACCUCACUAUAUUUCACCAGAGGAGUUUAAAAAGCUGUCAAACAUCCCUGUUAGUAAAAAAUCAGUUUUAUGCGAGCCAUUUUUCUGAUUCAUUUUAUUUUGACAGGGUGAACACGGCCUUCCUGGACAGACUGGAAGGUCGAGGAAGGGCGAACGAGGAGAGGGAGAGUGUCCAGGAGGAAGAAGAGCGUCCGUAUUUCAAAACUGAAGAGUCGAACUCUGCAUGGCGAGAGCCCCCCGCCACUUACCUGGACCCUGAGCCAGACACGGACUGGGCACAGGAAGCUGGUGAGUCUCAUGAUGUUUCACACGGCUUCUUUUUUUAGUCCUGCUGGUUAACCAAACCUUAAUGAGACCUGUGACAAGAUGUGACCACUUCGUGCUCCUUUAAGCGCUGUGAUUGUGUGUUUAGUCUGCGUUUAAAUCAAAGGCUGUACGCGCGUCAAAAAUGCAGACGGGGACAUUAUGUGUGGUAGGUCGUAAUACUGACGCUCCGGGGGUUUAAAUCCUGCUGAUACUUGUAGUUUGUGGAAAUUGUGUGUCUAUAAAUAUGAGUAAGAAAGUAUGUUCCCCUUCUGUGUGGGUGCAUAUCUUUAUUUACUAUGGGCUAGACGAUAAAUCAAAGAUGUGUCAGGGUCUGAGUGGCAGACAGGAUGCGAGAAACAUGGACAUAAACACCCACAAACAAAACAAAACACACACAUACAGCAUCAGAGGCAUGCAUCAUUGUUGAACCCGGAUUACACACACUCUGUGGGCCUGCAGCCAAACAGACACCGACAGGAGCAAGCCCCGCCCUCCUCAGAUUAGCCUGUGUUGACAGAUCGAGUUUGAUACCUGACGUGAUACAACUCACCUGUGACGACCUGCCAAUCAAAACAGCAAAAGCAAACACAGACAGAACGGGAUUUACUGAAGCAUUUCUUUUAACAGCAAAUGUCAGUGUAAUUUUAACAUGUACUUUUUUUCUGCAGCUUUGGACCGUGUCAGAUAAAGAGAAUAAAAAUAUAUCAGACUUUUCUGCUCUGAAAUAUUCUUUAGAUUUAGUUGUAAAGGUUCCUCAUUGAAACGUUUCAAAGAUCCCGCCAAACACAGCCCUGUAAUCAGAGACGGCCCAAGGCAUAAGCGAGCUAAGGGCCUGCUUAGGGCGCCACGACCAGUAGGGGGCCCCCAAGAGCAAUCGGAAAAAAUAUAUAUAGUAUUUAUUUUUUAUUUUUUUUGCAUGUAUGAGUGAUGCUUUCUGUAUGAUCAAAUAUAUAUAAUUGUAAAAAUAAAAUAAAGUAAAAACUUUUUAGUGCUGCUGCUGAUGCAGGCCUAUGAUCCUUACUGCCGAAAUGUCAAAGCUCCGCUACUGUUAUGUGCCUCCUGCUGUGCAGUGUGCACCGAGCAUCCAAAGCGCAGGUAGUUGGGGGGCAAAACAAUGUCGCAAAAAAGGACAUAACCUUCAGAAGCAGAGAAAAGAAAGAAGAAGAAGAGAAAAAAACGCCAAAAGCAUGUUUGCAUGUCAUGGAAUGUUAAUCAAAGAGAUUUCUAAAGGUGUGUGAACGAUCAACAAUCAAUAUUAUUGGCAGAAAUAGAGGGCCCCGAAUCAAAUUUUGCUCAGGGCCCCAUUGAGGCUUGGGCCGGCUCUGCCUGCAGUUUCACCAGUUUGAGUUAAGUCUGAAAUACUCCAGAUUAUUUCAGCCCCUCCGUCUUGGCUCUCCUGUUCUGGGCUCAUUCCCAAAGCAUCCUUAAUACAUCAUGUCAAGCUGCAUCCUCCAGCCGUGGUUUUGUUUUUAACCGCGGUCCUGAUCAGGUAUUUCCAUUCUGUCAAAUACCUGUCACUGCCUAUCUCCUGCCCAGUUAGGCUGAUGUUGCCCAGACCUUCCUUACUGAUUAUCUGGCCCUUAAAUUAGACCAGCUGAUGGCAGGGAGAGGCGCGGGGCAGCCCUGAGGAAGAGAUGCCAAGGCUUUCAGACAGCAGAGGUUUCAUGCUGCCUGAGAUGAUUUACUUCUGGUACCCUUGUUUUGGCUAAAACAGCUGAGGAUUGCCUCACAGUCUUUGAUGGAUGACGGUGAGUGUAAAUGUCAAACAAAACAGAUUGUAUUGCUCAUCCACAAAGAGAAAACACUGAAAUAAGUGAUCAUAAACUUCCAUCUGUUGUGCAUGAGACUCAGAGAGAGUUCUGCACUUUCUGACACGACAAUAAAGGCGCUCUUUAAACAAACGCCUCAUGGGAACAAUAACGACUCCACAGAGGCUUGUGAGCAUUGUGUCUUUUCCCCUCUGCUUUCCAGACCCGGAUCCGGACUAUGACUGGGCCCUGAUGAAACUCGUGAACAGCUUUCCAAACUUUAGUAAAGAGUUCCUGGAGGACAUCCUCAACCAGUGCAACGGGGACUACGAGCAAGCCUACGUACUACUCAUCUCCACACUCAGUUGAUUUUCAUGCGUUUCUAACGGGAGGAUGGUCAUGCUUUAAUAUUGAGUUUGAUGCUUUUGGAGAUGGUUCAAAUGAAAAUGAAUAACCAGUAUUCAGAGGAGAAAGAAAAACCACAAAUUAUGCCUGGCAUACACUAGAAGAACUCUCAAAGUCUAAAGUCCACUAUUUGCUCACAUCCAAACUCUCUUUAGUCACAGAUUAUUACAUUUUGCAAAGACCAAGGAUCAUGCAUUGUCACUAUUUACAAAACCACAACAAGAUUGAUAUUAAAUUUAUUUCCCAUCAUGCACAGAGUGGAUAAGUCACAUCUCAUGUACAAAGGCUGUAGUCAUGGGUUUGACUCCAGGCUUCAGCCCUUUUCCCACAUAUCAGUCUGCACUCUGUCUCCUAGUUUCCUGCUAAAACGAGCAUCCUAUCAUCUCGAAAUGAAAGCAUAAAAUCCCGAAAAUUUAACAAAAAUAAAUAAAGUUAAUUCCAAUUAUGCUCAGGGUGAAUAUAUUCACAAGGAAAAAACAGUGUUUGUGUUAUCUGUGCUGGUUUAGGCUGCAGCUGGUUUGGCGUCAGGAGACAGGCUUCUAAAGGGUGGUGGCACUUUUCACACAGAAAGUCACUAAGGGUAUUUAUAAAGCAUUAAUGCAGCUUUAUAAGUGAUGUAAAGCUUUUAUGACAAGUUAAAUAUAGGAUAAUUAAAUGUUAUAAACACUGAACAUUAAGGGGUAGAAGUGGAAAUGACUCCACAGGGUCCCAACAGAGGAAGGGGCCCUCGGCUGUGGUGGUGGCGCCCAAUUUAUAUAUGUUUCAUGGGGCUUUUUUAUUGAUGUUGUCUUACGCAGAAAUGAAUCUUGGGUGCAGUUUCAUAGAGAAAAACACUACUAUUGUUCCACUGGUAAUUAGCUCCAUAAGUGACAGCAAAAGCCCACGUAUUGGUGUUAAAACUUUAGAAGUUGGGUCAGUGCAUCCCUAAUUUCUACAUUUUUAUCACCACAAUCAAAAAGCCAGUUGGAAAACAAGAAGGAGAAAUGAGAUAAUGAAAAAACAAAAAUAUAUCCAGACUAGCAUUUUUUAAUCUAAAUGAAGAGAAAUAGCAAAUCUUAGAUAUUUAUUGGUCUCUAAAUCUGCAGUUUAAUGCAACAUUUUUGGCAAAGCUUUGAUUUACUGGAUUUGGUUGUAUUAUGAAUAGUGUAUACUAUUGGCAAGUAUCUUCUCAAACCAUCCAUCACAGCAACAUUCACAAAAUCCAAUCUCAUGUGCAACUAUCACGAUGUUUAAAGCGAAGACAUGCCAUGACUGCCUUAACUUGGAGUAAUCUCCAUGUCUUCUGCCUACCUCUUAAUUUGCUGUGUGUUAAGCUCUGAUUGGUUUUUCACAGUGUUGAUGCUCUUUCCCUGUAUCACAAUUUUUUUAUAUUAUUCUGAAUGUUUUUGAUUUAUCAGAACUUGCUGAAAAGUGUUAAAGUUUCUCGACUGUCUUCCACCAAACAAUGGAGGUGAUUGGAGCGUCACAGCUUCAGGUGCAUCCUCGGUUUUAUUCCAGCUUUGGUAAAUGAGGUAUUUCAGAGCAAUCCCCUCACACACAAAAAAAUUCACACAAAAUUCAUUUUCACUGCUCUACACCCUGUUUUUCAGUGUUUACCUGCAGAUCCAUGUUUUUCAUUAUCUCAUUUCUCUCUGGCUGUGCGGUGUCCUGUAUCUGUCUGCGUGUCCACAUGAGUCAUGUGGGGUUUUGGGGCCCGACGUGGACUUGAAUUUAUGUUCUUUUUCACCAGUUUAAAGGUCAUCGCCGUGACUCAUAAUCCUCAGAUCACAUUUGGUGCUCUUAAUUACAUCAGUGUGUGCACAUGGAAGAAAGCUCAACCCAAAUACAUGAUGCCUUUUGUUUGUUUUAUAAUUAAAGUUGCAUGUGUUGAAUUGAGAGCAGGGUUGUUCGGGACAAUAGAGGAUGAGUGUCCAAAAAGUGUUUGGAUUCGGCUCAAAGUCGUCUGAAAUAAAAACUUGAAGCGAACAAUACUCUGUCUUUGAUGUCUAAGUGGCAGCUUUGUUAUAUUUAACCCUGGGUGGGGUUUCCAGGUGGGCACCGGGCACACAGCUGUGAACAUCGGCCUCAUUACAUCCCUGAGCUGAACAGCAGAGAUGGUUAUCACCUGACAGAGGAAACUGAGAACAAAGGGUGGUGCUCUCAACAUGGGGGAAGAAAUCCCCUUCUACAUCUGCAUGAAGUCAUGCAAGGAGUGAAACUGCUGAUGUAAUCCAGGAUAUGUCUUUCCUCUGAAAAUCAACAAGACACCCAUUGUCAGGAGCAGUUAUACAAUCACGAAGACCACAUCAUAAACAAAGGUACAAAGAUCUCUGAAUCCCCGGGUCUCUAUUCCCAGAGAGAGAGAGAAACUGUGUCAUGGUUACGUCUCUAUUGAAGCCACUGCUUUUCUCUAGUCUAAACAAGUGUAAUGAUAUAAUACCUUUAUUUUCAUUGAGUGGAUAAAAACAUUUUUCAUGUUAGUGAAAGUGGUGGUAUUCCCCUUUUUUCAGUUAUUGGAAUGCAUAUUGUGCAACCUGUAUCGGGAAAUCAUCAGCUUUCCUUGUAAAUUUCUACGGUUGAUGAAAGAUACCAGAAGUUCAGGCUGAUUUCAUGCAACAGGUCUAACUUGUACGUCCCAGUUCUGAGAGCUCCCUGCUCCUCCAUGUGCUUAUGAGGAAUACCAAAGCCAGAGCAUCAGCAAAAACUAGAACGCAGAGCAGGUAUCAGAGACGAUCCCUGACGCUGAUCAGACAGAAGAGGAGCUGGGUUGGAGGCAGGUUGGAAAGCACUAAGUUAAAGAAGUUAGAGCAGGCAGGCUAAUGCAGUUUGAACUGGUAUUCAUUUCACAUGGUUUGUUGCCAUGGCGCCCCAGGUCACUUUCCACCAUUUAGCGCAUGUGACCCCAAAAAGAAGAGCCCUGAAUUUUGAGAAUCUGCAGCUCCUACCUCUGCAAAUCAUUAAUUGUAGAAGUAAAUCAUUUUAGCAUCCCCCCUUAAGGUAUUUUUACUAGACAGCUGUAUGGUUACAUAUAUCA